This is a messenger RNA of Ostrea edulis (European flat oyster), 3874 nucleotides long. Its product is annotated as transient receptor potential cation channel subfamily M member 2-like. Gene Ontology annotation, cellular component: membrane. The coding region runs from base 132 to 3335 and encodes 1067 amino acids. The record is from RefSeq and is a predicted model, not a curated record. Gene Ontology annotation, molecular function: ligand-gated calcium channel activity. The transcript is spliced from 22 exons. Lineage: Eukaryota; Metazoa; Mollusca; Bivalvia; Ostreida; Ostreidae. Gene Ontology annotation, biological process: calcium ion transmembrane transport.
UAUAGUGUUGGGUAAAAGAUUACUUACUCUCAUCUAGUGUUGGGUAAAAGAUUACUUACUCUCAUCUAGUGUUGGGUAAAAGAUUACUUACGCACUCUCAGCACAUCGGAGUUGAAGUUUGAUGGGCAAAAAUGCAACAAGAAGAGGCUAAUUACAUGUACCCCAGUACUUCUACGGAGAGGCAGGAUUUUGACUUUGAUGCCGUUUGGGACGGAAUAGUGAAAAAUGUUUACAAAUCUGACGUCAUCACUCCUACAAUGGUGUUCUCUGUUAUUGGUGAUUCCAACAGUUUCGUCCCAAGUCCAUGGCCAAAGGCAGUGUUUCAAACGGGACUCAUUGAAGCAGCGAAAAAUGGAGGAGAUACCUGGAUCAUUUACCGUGGAAAGAAACAUGGAUUGUCGAAAAUUAUCCGGGACGCCUACCGCGAUUACGGAAAUAUGGAGUUCGGUAUCAAAAACAAGGAAAAACACCUAAAUAAUGAGGAACGGCACGUGAAGCUAAUCAGCGUUACGGGAACACAAACCAGAGAUGGACUUGCUCCAGAGCAUUCCCUCUGCCUUAUGAAUGAGGUAGAGGAACCGACGGUCAUUGUUGUUUCUGAUGAGCAAAUCGGAGACGAUGCGCAGUCUAAACUGGUUUACAGCAUACAGUUGCCUGAUGUGGAAAAAAAUAUGCUCGUGUUUGAAAAAUUUGUUUCGACCAAAGAAGGCACCUUUUUCAGUCAAAACAAGGAUUUUAGAAUCAGGGUGCCUGUGCCAGUUGCAAUUAUAGUGUGUGAGGGAGACAUUCUCACAAUUGCACACGUAGAGGGAGCCUUGGAAAUGAAGCUACCAGUGAUCGUAGUGAAAGGAUCUGGGAAAGCCGCAGACCUGAUCGUGGAUUACUUAGAGGAUCAAAACUCGCUGAAGAGAAAAGCAAGCUUACUAUUUGGAAUACGAUUUGAUGACCAAAACUUCAAAACACUGGAGCAAUACCUUAGCAAAAUAAAAGAGAAAGAGGAAUUGUUAAGCUUUUUUGAUGUAAACAACGAUGAUCCUCUGAUGUUUUCAAACGUUGUGGGCGAGGCCAUUGUUAGCUGUUGGGCCAUAGAGAAGAUUCUAGGAAACAAGGAAGAAAACUCCGGAGUGGGGAGUGUUUACACCAAAGGACCUCCUCAAUAUAACGUUAAUAGCACAUUUUCUAUUGGAUUCACGAAGCUAAACCAGGAUUCCGUCACUCCGCAAACAAAGCAGAUGACCCAGGUUCUUAACGAAUAUAAAGAAUCCAGAACGUAUGUCAUACAAUCGACCUUCUCAACGCCAUCUUCAUUGCCUCUGUACUUUUAUUUUGGUUACCAGUUAUUGCAGGAGUCCAAUCUACUGCAGAGUUGUGGACAUAUACUUUUAUUAGAGGCACUGAAAUCCAACAGAUGUGACUAUGUGAGAGUACUUCUGGACCAAGACGUAAAACUGAAUAUGAACGAUUUACCCGAAUUGUAUGAAUCUACAGUAUCCUGUAAGGAUUGUCAAUUCAAACAUCAGGAUUGUUUGCAUAUGCAGUGGAUUUUGAAGCAAAUUCAAGAAAAAUUUGCAAAGAAGAUCUUCUACAAAAAUAGAUCGAUAAAAGAGAAACUAAGGAAAGCUGAAAACGAAAAAGAUGAGAAUGACCUGGAAAAAUACCGGAAGAAAUGCAAGAAGAAGAUUGGUGAACUUGGAGCAAAAGUAGUCACAUCCGCCAGAGGAUUAUGUCGAAAACUGCUGAAGUAUAAGGGUGAAGACAAAAUCUCAAAACCGAAGAAAGACUCCGAAGGGAAUCUGGAAGUUAAGGAUACCGAUGUAUCAGAUAUCCUUCUUUGGGCAUUGUUCGCCAACAGAAAGGACUUGGCAGAAAUUUGUUGGCUGAGAAGUAAAGACCACUUAUUGACCGGGCUAGUUUCCUCUGCUAUUCUCAAGAAAUUAUCAAAGAAAGCAAAUAAUGUGAAAGAACAAAUUCUGUCCAGGGAUUUGGAAAACCAUUCCAUGUUAUUUCAAAAACGCUGCUUAGAUUUAAUGGAUAGAAUGUAUGAGGAGAAUACGAAUGACGCCAUUGACCUGAUGGAUGAUGAAACAGAAGUGUGGGGAAUUCAUUCCAGUCCGCUGACGUUCGCCUAUGAAAACUUCAUGUAUGACAUUGUUGCUCAUACCUGUUCCCAGAAAAACAUGAAUAAAGUAUGGUACAACAACUUGGCUCCAGACACAUGGCCAUUCAUAUGCUCUGUCGGAAGAAAACCAAGGAAGUUUUUCACUGCACCAUUAACAAAAUACAUCUACAAUUUUGUGAUGUUCUUCAGUAUGCUGAUGAUGUACAGUGCCUUUGUAUUGACAAGUGUUAGUACGCAGUAUUACGACAGAUUCCUAGCGAGAUUUCUGGAGUAUUACGUCUAUUUCUGGGGAGCUGGAGACUUGAUAGAAGAGCUCAUUAGUUGUUUUGGUGGUUUAGAAUUCAAAUCCUAUCGUGGUUUAAAAUCUAGGAUAAAACGGCAUAUAUACGACUUUUGGAACAUUGUCGAUCUUAUUUCCUAUGUUUUGCUCAUUGCUGCAUUGUUUGUGCGUCAUUUCUACCUAUCAACAUCGUUCACUAUAGCCAGAAGGAUGUUUUCUCUAUCGCUGUUGGCCAUGUACCUGCGUUUUCUGGAAGUGUUCCUCAUCAACAGACAUAUGGGACCAACUCUUAUAAUGAUAAAAGAAAUGUUGAAGGAUUUGCUGAGAUUCUUGGUUUUGGCAGUUUUUGUUGUGUUAGGAGUAGGGAUGUAUUAUCAUGCCAACUUGUGGCCGGAUCAUCAGACAAUUUGGGAUGGAUACUGGACUGAAUGGAGAAUCUGGAGAAUUAUUUAUUAUCCUUAUUGGCAACUUUAUGGAGAAGCCUACAAUGAGUUUCUGGAAGGAAAAGAACUAUCAGACUGUUCAAAUGUGACAUCAGUCUGGCAGAAUGAUCCUUCCAUAGAGCGUUGUCCUCAAGAAGACUGGACAGUGUCAGCCAUUUCAGCAAUUUACAUGUUGUUUUCCAACCUCCUCCUGGUCAACCUCGUUAUUGCCAUGUUCAGUUACACGUUCGAACGAGUACAGGAAAAUUCAGAGAGAUUGUGGCGGUUUCAGAGAUACACCGUCAUCAUCGACUAUCAAUGGAGGAUUCCUUCCCCAAUCAAUCUUCUAUUCCUCCCCUAUCGCUUUUAUAUCUACGUAAAGAAAUAUAGAGAAUCUUGCAGCCGCAAUCAAGUUGGAGAGGGAAACAAAGGAGAUGAUCCUCGUGAUGGUGCCGUUGCAUACAGAAUUGAUUUUCAGAAAAUCAUAGCCUUCAGGAUAUGUAACAAGAUGUAGACACUGACAAUGAAACAUGUUUCUCGGAAGGUUUUUUGAACGAAAAUUUAAGUUUAAUUGAGAAGAAAAGAUGAAUUCGAGAUCAUAAUAGACAUUACAAAACAAAGUUUGACUUGAUAAAAUUGUGAUUUUUUAUCGUGGUAGGAAGUCAUAUCCCUAGGGUUCAUUUAUAGCGAGAGCACUGGGGAUGUAUCGUUAGUGUAAUAUUGAAUCAUGACUGAUAUGUUGAUAUGUAAAACUUAUACGGUACCAAUAUUUCGACAAAUAAUGUCUCUUCAGUGAUGCUCAAGCCAAAAGUUUGGAAAUCCGAAAUAACAGUAAACUUGUAAGAGCGAAAAGGAAAAACAGAGUGCCAAUGAUCUAUUAUAUGUAUUGUGUAGUAACUAUUUUGGUUAGGAGUUAUUCAGCGUGCAUUUGUUUUCAUUUGUUGAUGUGUGUGUUUUAUUCAUUUAUUUCAUUAUUUGUGGUUAUUUUGCUAUAUAAAACAACGAGUUGCAGGUUAUACAUGUAUCGUUGGAAUAAAAAUAAUUUGUCUUGUU